AUGGCAAGCAACAGUACAACCAGCUGGACGACUUCUACCCGUUUUUCAUCCACUUUCGAGGCUGAGACUAUUUACAAUACGAGCACGACGACGGGUUCUACAACGAGCACCACCUAUACGACAGGCUACACCACUGGUAGCAACAUUACUACUACUAUGACCACUCAAACUCACUUUACCACACUCACAGCAACUUUGAGCAACGCCACCUUCACCCGGACAACCACCUCAUCCAUCGCCUUCACCACUACCAACACCUUCACAGAUGGCAACACGACCAUGGCCACCACCACCAUCUUUGGAAAUGAGUCCGAGCCGUGGAAUGGCAGCGUCUACGUGUAUGGGAGCCUGAGCAUGCGUGUGGCUCUUGACUUGAACGGCACCUCAGCGACGGAGCUGGCCUCUGAUCAGGCCCUGCGCGGCCUUGUGCAGGGGGCCAUCAGCCGCAGUGCAGGUGUACGACAAGAACAGGUGGAGGUUCUACGCAUUGCCUUCCUGCCUGUCCGGCGCCUGACAUUCCGCCGUCUGGGCACACAGAGGAUGGCGCUUUCUGCUGACUUUCGCGUGGCCGUGCCAACCGCAUCGCCAGGAGACACCUCUGCAGCAGAGGACUUGCUUGCAAAUCUCGGCGAAGGCGCGACUGAAGCGAUCUCCCAGCAGCUGUCGGACCCGCAGCAAUGGCUUGAUGCACUCAAGGAUAGCGCCCAGCUUCAGAGCGUGAGGGUGGAAGAAGCCAGAGUUUCCAAUGCAAGAGUCAUUGUGUCACCCGGGCCCGGCGGUGGAAUCCUGGAGACCUUCACCAGCACGAUGCGCUUCUCCACUUCUGCCUCCACUGCAUCAACCACUAUGACCAGCACAAUGACCAGCACCACAUCCAGCGCCAAUGCCACAGGUGACAAUGCGACGAUUUUCGACAGCACCAUCGGCCCUGUGAUGUUGGAUGGGGUGAAAUGCGACCAGUCAUGGCUGCGAUUCCUGCCUUUGGUCUUCAGCUGUUUGGCCGCGCUUGCUGGCGGUUGGGCCCUGCGCAGCUCGGUGGAGGUCCUGGCGGACCCCGGCCGCCUGCUGUGUGAGAUGCCAUGGCUUCGAAGGCGGCGUCGCUGGUUGCAAGCGCAGGGCAGUGGCCAUGCGCCGCUGCUGGGGAGAAAGCCUGUGUUGCCGUGGAUUCCGCCGCUGUUCACCUGGACCUCCAGUCGGUCCGGCCGAUGGGCGCGCCGUGGUUCCAAAUCUUUGUCAUCAAGAUGGCAGGUGUGCCAGCACGGGCAGCUUUUGGUGCUGCAGCCCAUCACAGCGUCCGGCAAGGAGGACGGCGCUACGACGAUGUUGGUGACUUCUGCCUGGAACCAGUGGCAAGGAGAGGCCGAUGCCUCCCUGCAGCUGCGCUAUGCGGCGCCGACGCGGCUCUCGCUGCGGCGUCUUUGCGAUGUGGCGUCUCCAUACUGGAGCGACAGCAGCCCCCGGGAGGAGUGCAUUGAGCUGAAGAUGGACAUGACGCCGCUGAUCCGGCGCCUCCUUCAAGGCUUGGCCGUGCUGGAGGCGGCUGCUGCCGCCGCUUCGUGCGUGGCCUCGGGGAUCUCGGCGGUGCUGCUGGGCGCUGCGGUGCUAGUGGGCUGCGCGUCCAGUGCCGUGCCCCCGGGGUGCUUCCGCCUGAGUGCCGCGAUCUCGCCUUGGCUGCUUUGUACCGCCGCCCUGGUGUCUGCAGCACCUCUUUGCGCCGAGGCUGAGCCCAGCGUCGCGUUUUCCGCCUCGGGCGCAGCAGUGGGCAUGGUGGGCAGCAUGGCGACAACUGCAAGUCACGUUUUCGAGUCAGACUGCCUGGGAUUCUUCUUGGCCAAUGCUGUCUUCGUGCUGAUUGGUGUUGCCUGCACAAUCCUGGCACUCUUGGACAUGCGCUUCCAGCAGCAAGUUGACCACUCCUUUGUGCAGCCUGCGGGGUGGUGGGACCUGCUGUCAGCGCCACCAGAUGACGUAGUGUCUGCGGGGCGCUUGGCCGCUUUGCUCUUCAUGCUGGCGCAGUCGCUGCACCGCGCGCUGCUGGCGUUCUCCCUGCACCCCUUCAGCCAGCCGCUGCGGGCGCCCAGCCUGGCCAAGACGCUGCUGCAGAGGCCUCACAGCUCACCGGACCUCGAGUUGGAGGAUUCGCCGCUGCCAAAGCCUUUGCAGAUGUCGCCGCCACGGGCCAGUGCUGCACGGAGUGCGGUGCGUCAAGCCGCGCUGACUAGGGGUGCAGGCCAGCGCAGAAGGGUCGAUAUGGCGGUGGACACAGAUGAUGCUCCUCAAUGUACCGACAUGGAGGCAGUCAGCGAAAGCAGCGAUGGCCUUUGUGCCGGGGUCUUGCAGGUUAUUAUGGAAGCUGCGGACUGGCCGGCGAGCCACUGCUUGACGCCACACCGGGUGCGCAGCGGCGCUCCGCUGAUACAUUGGAAGCUGGUGCCGCGUGGGGGCUUGCAGCCCGAGAGCGAAGGUGAGGGCGAGGAUCAACCCCAGGCCUUGCGGGACCUGGCAGCUGCCAGUGGUGACAUCGCGCACCCGCAUGAGGACACGUCGGAAGAGGUGCUUGGGUCGCGAGAGGUGCUGGAAGGCAGCAUGCAAGGGCCCCAGGAGCCGCUCGUGGACCCGCGCGACCCGCCAGCUGGCCUUGAGGAUGCUUCCGGCUCCCAGGCACAGACGCAGGCGCCGAGGAUCGCGCCAGUGGCAGAGCCCGCAGGUGGGCCUAUGAUGGAUAUGGCUCUAGAGCAGCACCAUGAGGAGCCAGAGCAGAGCUUUCGCGGGGCUGAGCUCUCAUCCGGAUUAUGA
Molecule: messenger RNA, 2796 nt
Organism: Effrenium voratum
Lineage: Eukaryota; Dinophyceae; Suessiales; Symbiodiniaceae
Source: the annotation of a GenBank genome assembly